Messenger RNA from Cadophora gregata, 1029 nucleotides. RefSeq lists its product as uncharacterized. The record is from RefSeq and is a predicted model, not a curated record. The coding region runs from base 1 to 1029 and encodes 342 amino acids. NCBI's taxonomy places the organism in Eukaryota, Fungi, Ascomycota, Leotiomycetes, Helotiales, Ploettnerulaceae. The transcript is spliced from 3 exons.
AUGGCAUCUUUAUGGAAUGGUCGGUUCAAAUGGGACAAGCUUCCGGACGAGGUGAAAUGUAUUAUCGUCGAGCAUGUGCCGGAUUUCGUAUCGUACAACAGCCUCGCGAAGUUGAGCAAAGCCGUAUACAAAACACUCACCCUUCCUAUGGGCCGUGAGGUAGUCUCCCGCCUUGCGCUGGAAGAUGCCAGGAGGAUGCAAUCGCCAGCAGCCCUGUUGGAUCUUCUCAGGCGCAUCAGAUUGGACGCUCCGAUUGUCUAUGGUAUCCAUAUGCAACGAAUCAUUAGUAUCUACGCUUACGAAUAUCUUUGUGGUCAGCACUUACAGGCUUGUUAUAAUCUUAUGGAAAAGCUCAUGCGUAGCAUUCCCAACAAACUGUCCGGGAGGUACUGGAAUUCAACUCACCCUCCACAGUCAUAUCUGGACCUGUUCAGAGAAAUCCAACCACUCAUAAGCACACAAAUUGUAGACCAUACCUGGGGCUGUACCUUCCAUCAUAGAUUUCUCAAUCACUACCAUGAGGGUGUCUGGGGUUUGAUUGGUUCAUUUUUGUAUACUCGGUACCAAAACGAUGACAAUGAAUGGAAUCAAUUUGGAUGGUCAACAAUACCCUCUCGUAUUCUAGCCCCACAGAAGACCAGACUCUUUGCAGAUUCUACGAAGACCACACUGGAAGAAUUGUACCUUGAAGAGGCGUACAUAAGGCUUCUUUCCCUCGUCGAACUCCCAUUUAGGAGAUACGAAGACAAGAGUACGGUACCCAAACGGCUGCACUUCCAGGAUGUAGCCUUCAAUUCACUUGGAAGGCUUUGGGAGAAAAUGGGAUCAGAGCGGGAUGUUGCAGUGAUUGCUCAUCAUCAUAACUGUACCACAGGCAUCGUGAGGCGUUGGAUGAAUAUAUGGGAGCUUUUCGACCAAGAAGAAUAUGCAGCCACUUGCACAGUGCUUGAAAUACUUGACUCCGAGGCACUCCAAAUCAAACCGAAUGAGAAGAAACUCGACGAUAUACAUGAAACCUGGGUCAAGUGA